Molecule: messenger RNA, 4387 nt
Organism: Anarrhichthys ocellatus (wolf-eel)
Lineage: Eukaryota; Metazoa; Chordata; Actinopteri; Perciformes; Anarhichadidae
Gene: axl
Product: AXL receptor tyrosine kinase
Exons: 20
Coding region: 1-2820 (939 amino acids)
Biological process (GO): protein phosphorylation; multicellular organism development; positive regulation of kinase activity
Cellular component (GO): plasma membrane; signaling receptor complex
Molecular function (GO): transmembrane receptor protein tyrosine kinase activity; protein binding; ATP binding
Source: RefSeq, a predicted model, not a curated record
AUGGAGUCCGGGGACGUUUCCAAGAUGACUGCUCUUCUCAUGAAGCACAUUCUCAGAGGAGGAGACACCAUGAGCGGGUCUAAGUGGUCCUUUCUGCUCCUCGCCGUCAUAUUCUCCGCUUGGAGGCCAGUAGCCGGCGGCACACUGACAGAUCUGGAGUUCGAGCGGAGCCCCAAAACCGUCAUCUCCUCGCUGGGCAAACCCAUCACAAUGCACUGCACCCUGAAGGGCACGGGGGGCGAGGAGGAGGACCCCCCUGAUGUGCUCUGGCUGAGAGACAGCGUGCCGCUGCUGUACGCCGACACCAACCAGUUCCAAGUCCACACCGGCAGCGACAGCUGGACGAUCAUGAGCACGCUCAGUAUUGACAAGGUCCAGCUUCCCGACAUGGGCGCCUAUCGAUGUGCUGUUCUAUCCGAAAGCCACCAGACCAUGUCUGAGGAGGGGAGCGUUCAGCUGGAGGGCCUUCCUCAUUUCUCCGUGGAGCCCCAGCACAUGUCUAUAGUGGCCAACGUAUCCCUGAGCCUGAGCUGUGUGGCCCACGGUCCUCCAGAGCCGGUCAGAGUCAUCUGGCUGCAGGACGGCGCUCCUCUCAACUCCCUGGAUGACCCGGUGGCUCUGUCACCCUCCACGCUCAACCUCACAGGUUUGAACCGAACCAGCACUUUUUCUUGUGAGGCCCAUAACCGCAAAGGAGUGGCCACCUCUGGAUCCGGUACCAUCACUGUCCUCCCGUCCAAGCCUCAACACCUGGAAGCCAUGGAGAUCACACCGACCAGUCUCCGUUUAACAUGGCAGCCCGCUUUUGGAGGCGACUACCCGAUAGUCCGCUGCACUGUCCAGGCCAAACAUUCAGGAGAGUCCGCAGCAGCAGGCCCGGAUAAAAUGAUCCACAACCAGAAUGUGAACGUCCCACCAGCCACGCACUUCAUCGGGGAGCUGGAGCCCCACCGCCUCUACGCAGUCAGGGUGGCCUGCCACAGCAGCCAGGGCCCAUCUGACUGGUCGCCCUGGGUGGAGCUGCGCACCAAAGAAGGAGUGCCAGAAAACCCGCCGGUCAACGUGAGCGCAGCGCUGAACGGGACAGAGGUGCUGGUGACGUGGGAAGGGCCUCCGGGGAAGCUGAACGGAGAGCUCCAGGGCUACCUGGUGGAGUACAGCACGCCUGCAACGCAGCAGUUUAUCGUGAACACCGCCCUGGACACAGAGCUGUCAAUCAACGUUUCCGUCCCCCUCUCCAAUGUGUCUUUUCGAGUGUGCGCCUAUACAGGGGCGGGGCAAGGACCCUGGACCCCCAUACAGACCCUGACUCUUAUUGAUCCCGAAAUGGAGGAACUUAAGGGUCCAUCCUCGCCCCCGGCCUUUUCCUGGCACUGGUGGUAUGUGGUGAUGGCCGUCGCCGGCGCUGUGUCCAUAGCUGUGCUCAUGGCCGUUUACGUGGCCAAGCUGCGGAGCAAGGAGACGCGUUUUGGGGAGGCGUUCGAACCCAUGAUGGAGAGCGGAGAGCUGGUGGUCAGGUACCGCGCUCGCCGCACCUACAGCCGCAGGACCACAGAAGCAACACUGAACAGCCUGGGCAUCAGCGACGAGUUGAAGCAGAAGCUCCAAGACGUGAUGGUGGACAGACAUAAACUAACCCUGGGAAAGACGCUGGGAGAAGGGGAGUUUGGCUCUGUGAUGGAGGGGCUGCUGACUCAGGAGGAGGCUGUUCUCAAAGUUGCAGUGAAGACUAUGAAGAUUGCCAUCUGCACCCGCUCAGAGAUGGAAGAUUUCCUCCGCGAGGCGGCCUGCAUGAAAGAGUUUGACCAUGCCAAUGUCAUGAGGCUUCUAGGUGUGUGUCUGCAGACUGUGGAGAGUGAAGGUUACCCCUCCCCCGUGGUCAUCCUGCCCUAUAUGAAACACGGAGACCUGCACAGCUAUCUGCUCUACUCGAGGCUGGGAGACUGUCCCGUGUACCUCCCGUCUCAAAUGCUGGUAAAGUUCAUGGCCGAUAUUGCCCGAGGGAUGGAGUACCUCGGCAGGAAGAACUUCAUCCACAGAGACCUUGCUGCUCGCAACUGCAUGCUGAACGAGAACAUGAAUGUCUGUGUGGCCGACUUUGGCCUCUCCAAGAAGAUCUACAACGGAGACUACUACAGGCAGGGCCGGAUCUCAAAGAUGCCCGUCAAAUGGAUCGCUAUCGAAAGCUUGGCCGAUCGCGUCUACACAACCAAGAGCGACGUGUGGUCGUUUGGAGUCACCAUGUGGGAGAUCGCCACGCGGGGCCAGACUCCGUACCCCGGCGUUGAAAACAGUGAGAUUUAUGAUUACUUGAGACAAGGAAACCGUCUCAAACAGCCUCCAGACUGUCUGGACAGCAUCUACUCCCUGAUGUUUUCCUGCUGGCUGCUGAGCCCCAAGGACCGCCCCUCAUUCGAGGCCCUGUGCUGCGAGCUGGAAAAAGCCCUCGAGGAUCUGCCGGACACUCAGGACCCGGACGAGAUCCUGUACGUCAACAUGGACGAGUCCUCCAUGGAGCUAGGGGCCGUCGGCGGCCGCGACCCCGCCGGAGGGCCGUCCCCUCUCUGCCUGAAGGGCCUGGACUCCGUGACCACCGUGGAGGUCCACCAACCCAACCGCUACGUCCUCUGUCCCCAGCACGAGACCAACCGAGCCCUCUCGGACUCCCUGGAGAGCCUGGACAUGCCGGUGUCGUCCUCCACAGCCACGCUGCCUCUACAACCAUCCUGCCACUCCACUCCCAACCCCACGCCAGCUCCCACCCCGACUGUGGAGCUGCUGGAGGACAGGGAAGCGUCCAAGAGAAUGCCCUGGCAGUGAUGGCUCCACUCUUAAAACAUGACUCGUCACUGCCAAAGCGUGCGGUCCCUUAACCCCUAGUCCAAGAACCGAGAUCCAGCCUCUUGCUACUGACUGUAAGAAACCCUAAUGUGCCCCGACAUACAGAUUUUUGCACAAAUGCACGCACAGCUGAAGGCAUUCCGAGGAAGUGAAGGAUCGGAAUUAUUUCCUCUCUCUUCUACAUAUUGUACAUAUUGUUGCCCACGAACACUGCAGCACAAUCAGAGAAAUGCAUUCCCAGUCGCUAUAGCAAUAAAAGACCGGAUCUGCACAGCUGCUUGUAUACAGCAGAUCGAUCUCCUCCAUGUGAUUAAGCUACAACAAGUCUCUGUGAAACCAGCUCAGACACUGCCAGGCUGAAUCCACAACCAAACACACUCAGAGGCCUGAACGCUAACGCGGAGGACUCGCACCGGCCGAGGAAAGUCUUCCUUUGACGGAGAACCCUCACCCAUCCGAGCCCCUGCUUCUGUGCAACUCAAAAGCAAAAAAUGGCAGGAAAAGACAGGAAGAAGCCGCAGAGUCUCUUUCACUGACGGUGUCAUCAUCUGAUGAAGACCACUGGCUGCUCUACGGUUAUAUUCUUUCAUGAAGAAGAGUUUAACGACAGGAAUCCCUCAACUGAAGUUCACCAAACCUGAAGUUAGAAGACUUUUUCCCUACAGCAGCAACAGAAUAUGAAUGAAAUUAUAUUUUUUUAAAUAAGUAAUAACAAAAGAAUUAAGAGACCAAAAUGUACAAAGAUAAUAUCAUUCCACUGCAGGCUUUUGGGACUUUUUCGUUUGAAGCAGUUUUGAAUGAGGAGUCUACCAUCCACAGUCGUAUGAUAGCCUAGCGUAGCGCUCUGGGUCGUACUGCUAGUUGCCCAUUAAGCACAACGAGACGUUUACAGGUCACGCAAGGCUUUCGUCCCGAGCAGGAGAGACGCCUGUGAAAGUCCUGAUUCAACCAGUCUUCACUUCUUUUGUCAUAACUCAGGACUUAGACUUUGCUCGACGGGGACAGAGGUACUAGUCCAACAAUGAGGGACAGAGGUCCUGGUCUAACAAAGAGAGACAGAGGUACUGAUCAAACAAAAAGGGACAGAUGUCCUGGUCUAACAAAGAGGGUAUGAACAAUCAGAGGCAGGAGGAUGGACUGAUGGACGGUACAGACAUGGUGGAGUAACCCAGGGCAAACGGCAGGAUAAGCUCCUCGUCUUUGCUUUUGGCUCAAGCACAGUGUUAUUACACAUUUUGUAAUUAUUAUUUUUUUAAUGCUGAUUUUUGUAUUUCUACAACUUUGCACUAAUGUUUUUUUUUAUAUAUAUAUCAUUGUAUGUUUGUUUGUAAUUUGUAUAUAUAUUUUUUAUGCUUUUUUUUCAUUUUAUGUCAUAAAUACUUUCUGUUCAGUCCUGCAGACGCCUCACAGGGAACAACUUGCAUAUUCAUAAAGGCAGAGAAUAAAAGCCUAAUAAAGCGUCGCAGGGCGUCCAAGGGAGCGAGAGGCCGGGAGGCCGGGGAACGCGAUGCACCUCGCCUCCUGUCGCCGUCCUGCCACUCUCUUA